Molecule: messenger RNA, 1376 nt
Organism: Paramacrobiotus metropolitanus
Lineage: Eukaryota; Metazoa; Tardigrada; Eutardigrada; Parachela; Macrobiotidae
Exons: 5
Coding region: 292-993 (233 amino acids)
Source: RefSeq, a predicted model, not a curated record
UGGAGCACACUUUGCAAUGCGAUAUUUGUUUGUGCGGAAUUUGAAUUUCAGCGGCGUGUGGUGGAUGUGAUAGCAUGCAUUACGUAUACUAUCCUUCCAUUUAUUAAUAUCGUGAAAUACGCAGUACGUGUAUCUCGUUAAAUUUAUCGGUGUUCACAGUUUCCGAUUUGUCAACCGCUUCGUUACCGGAACUUUUUUUGCAAAAGUUUAUGAAAAGAUAUACUGACACUAAAAUUAUUUAUUUUGUGUGACACCAAGUCGUCGAUUGCUUUAAUCUGAUUUGCAUCGUGAAUGGCGCCGCUGGCAUCCAGACUGAGACGAAGUCUUUCCGUGGGAGCAGCCGACGAUGAACAACCUAUAUUCAGGCGACGGAAUAUCCAAAACAAUAUCUCUAUUCCCAUUCGGGGAAGUUUUCGUCAUCGAGCCCACAUCGGAUGGCAGCCGGAACAUGGCUUCGUGACCACAAACGACGCGGACGAUUCGGAUUUGAACGCGUUUCUUAAUGAUGCUUUGGACGUUAUCAAAGGAGGCAUGCAGUGUCUCGAUGCACAGCCGGAUCAACUACCGACAGUCAUCGUAACCGCAGAAAAAAACCGGCAACCAGCCGAAAGUGGCACGCACUCCGUCCAGAAUGGUUCGUUCACUCUGCCGAACCAGAAAUGCGACCAGAAAAAUACAAAACAGAAGCGAUUCUCGGAUUUCUCCUUUCUCAAGCGAUUCAGCCUAAGCCGAUCGACAUCACCGAAUCCCGACAGUACCCCUGUCACUCCCAGUCCUGAUGCCACGACGCCGACGAAACGGAAAAGCCGGAAUAUUUUCCGCAGUCUGUCCGAUGCAGCGCUGUUUGCAGUAGGCUCAGGAAAACGCAAAUCAGAGGAAAUUGCUAGUGAACCACAAAUGGAAAUCAGUAGUCCAAUCCCUGGUUCUUUCAAGCAUGUACAGCAUGUUGGAUUUGGCGAAGGACUGCGGAUGGCCACUGCGGCCGAGCGGUGAUGUGCAUUUCCACACACAAGUUACUUCCUUACUUGAUUACUGCAAUUCAGUCGGAUGGAUGUCAAAAUUAAUUAUAAAAAUCCAAGCAACUACUACUCUGAUAACAAACAGUUCUAAACAAGCAUUAUUAGUUAGCGUUAUUAUCGUGAUUACGGCAUUGAUUAGCGUUUGUUCUGCUUUCUGAGAAUCUUAAAAUAUGUUGCUCCGAAAUGGGCGGCAUAUCUGUUUGAGAACAGUUGUUUCAUAAAUUGCAUUAAUUUACUCUACUGGAUUUGUAAAGGUACGGUAAUGGAUGCUAACAUUGUAUUGUUAAUCUUUUGAUAACGAAGAAACCCGCCGCUCAGUUUUUAUUGGUUAUAUGAAGCACUAUAUUAAAGACGAAC